Peromyscus californicus insignis is the source of this 2146-nucleotide messenger RNA. RefSeq names its product small nuclear RNA activating complex polypeptide 3 (gene Snapc3). Bases 34 to 1257 code for a protein of 407 amino acids. The transcript is spliced from 9 exons. The record is from RefSeq and is a predicted model, not a curated record. Lineage: Eukaryota; Metazoa; Chordata; Mammalia; Rodentia; Cricetidae. Gene Ontology annotation, biological process: snRNA transcription by RNA polymerase II; snRNA transcription by RNA polymerase III. Gene Ontology annotation, cellular component: snRNA-activating protein complex. Gene Ontology annotation, molecular function: bent DNA binding; core promoter sequence-specific DNA binding; RNA polymerase II cis-regulatory region sequence-specific DNA binding.
CACCAGCUUUUGCCGGAAGGGAUCGCGGCUGAUAUGGCGGAGGACCCGCAGGGCGGCGGUACGGGUGGUAUGCAGCACCCAGUCCCUAGUGCGAGCCACGGCAACUUCCCAGAGUACGAGCUUCCGGAGCUGCACACCCGGGAGUUCCACGUGCGUUCCUUUGGGGAGCUGUGGCGCGGCCGGCUCGGGACCCGGGAUUUGUCGCUGAGCGAGCCCCAGGCAGCCGCGCAGCCGGCGGACGGAGGGACGUCGGACAACGGCUUGGAGGAUGCUGCGGUGGCCGGGGAUCUGGGCUGCAGUCUGGAGGCGGCCGCAGAGCUAAAGGUCGUGUGCGGCCUUGAUAAACUGAGAUGCCUCGAAGAAAAUGAAGACCCAGAAGUCAUCCCAGAGAACACUGACCUAGUGACUUUAUGUGUUCGGAAGGGGCUCUUGGACUAUCGGGAAGAAAACAUCACGAUAGACCGCGCCUGUAGACAAGAAACAUUUGCUUAUGAAAUGGAAUCUCAUGCACUUGGGAAAAAACCUGAGAAUCCAGAAGACAUGAUUGAAGAAGGGGAGCUUAUCCUAUCUGUGAACAUCUUGUACCCUGUUAUAUUUAACAAGCACAGAGAACACAAACCGUACCAGACAAUGUUGGUAUUGGGCAGUCAGAAGCUCACCGAACUGAGGGAUUCAAUUCGCUGUGUCAGUGACCUCCAGAUUGGUGGAGAAUUCAGUAGUACUCCAGACCAGGCCCCUGAGCACAUCAGCAAAGACCUAUACAAAUCAGCUUUUUUUUAUUUUGAAGGAACCUUUUACAAUGACAAAAGAUACCCAGAAUGCAGAGACUUAAGCAGAACUAUUAUAGAGUGGUCAGAGUCCCAUGAUCGAGGAUAUGGAAAAUUUCAGACUGCUAAAAUGGAAGAUUUCACAUUUAAUGACUUGAAUAUUAAACUUGGCUUUCCUUACUUAUACUGUCACCAGGGAGAUUGUGAACAUGUUGUUGUUAUUACAGACAUAAGGCUUGUGCAUCAUGAUGACUGCCUGGAUAGAACACUUUAUCCCCUUCUUACCAAGAAACACUGGCUAUGGACCAGAAAAUGUUUUGUCUGCAAGAUGUAUACAGCCAGAUGGGUGACGAACAGUGACACCUUUGCACCGGAGGAUCCAUGUUUCUUUUGUGAUGUUUGCUUCAGGAUGCUCCACUAUGAUUCCGAAGGCAACAAACUAGGGGAAUUCCUUGCUUAUCCUUAUGUCGACCCAGGAACCUUUAAUUAGUACCACCAAACAACGUUUUUCCCCCACUAAAGUUUACUUAUUACAGUGUUUUGUGUUGUGGCUUUUAAUUAAAUUGUUUAUGUUACUGAGAUGUAGAAAUACUUUUGUAUUCUGAAUAUAUAAACUUUGUUGGAAACAAAACUUCUGAUUCUUUUCUCCGAGUCCUAUGCAUUCUGUACCCAAAUGGGUUUUGCUAAUGAUAGAAUGCAGUUAACAAUACAUCAAGUCUAGUAGUCUUUUUAAAGAACUCUGUGAAGGAUGUGAGAGCUACACCUCCUACUAUGAAGUGUCCAAGGUAAAGACCCUUCAAAUAUCUGUAGUAAGGAGAAAUUAAAAGCAAAUUAUUUGACCAACAGAAUAUUAGGAGUAGUUACAAUUUAAUUUUGGGCUCCUGUGAUAAUUUUAAGGCAGAUGCUAUAAAAAGAUUUUAAGUUACACUCAUAGUAUUAUUUAAAGUGUAGCCCAUUUCUUGAAAUCACAAAUGGGUUGAGUUUAAAAUGUCAUUUAAAGUUAUGGCUAAAGAAAACAAUAGCAAUUUUACAUUACCGUGGCUCAUUUAAUCUUCAUAGUACUUUUGAGCAUGUGAAAAUCAGUAAGAAGAAAGAAAAUCGUUUCAGUUCAGUGCUUCCAUUCUUCUGUCCCCUUGCUGUAACAAUCAUAGUUACAUUUCUAAUUCAGAGCUAUAGAAAAACAAAAACUGCUAAACAGAUUUUAUCAAAAUAUUUUGUGGAAACUUUUAGGGUAGAAAAUGAACAUUUAUAAUAAUAAUAUAAAAUAGGCUUUUAACCAUUACUUUCUCUGUCCUAGGUUUAAUUUAAAUUCAGCUGAGUCUUCUCUAGAUGGCUGCUAAGAACAGAUAAUUACCUUAUAAAUAAACCAAUGAAGCCUA